CUUACAGUCAAAUGAUUGAAAUCCAUUGUUUUCUUCAGUAUUGAUCCAUACUUAGUCUGACAUAAUGACAAGUGAAAACAGUAUUUUACUAUUCUUUUUUAGGAGCUGAAAACCAUAUUUCUUAUGGCACUUCAUGAAUCCCAUUUGUCUCGAUCAUCUUUGAGAUAUUUCUGGAGUCCACCUGUGGUAAAUUGAAUUGAUCUUGGAUGAUUUGGACAGGAACACAUCUGUCCACAUAAGGUCUCAUAGCUGACGAUACAUCAGAGCAUAAAUCCGGUCAUUAGGUGGAAUGAACUGCCUGCAGAGCUCCUAGAGAGGGCUGUGUCCCGGUACAGAUCUGGGGAAGGCUGACAUGAUGCUGUAUUGAAGGUUCCCAGGAGGAGCUGGCUGCCCGGCCAAACUGAGCCAUCAGGGGAGAAGAGCCUCGGCAGAAGAAAAGUGACCAAAAACCCGACAGUCCCUCUGGAUGAGCAGUAAGAGAUCCUGUGUGAAGAUGGGAGAAACUUCAAGACUGACAACCAUCACUGCAGCACUCAGAGAUCAAAGAGUCUACUCACUGAGAGACACAUGAAAGCUAAAAAAAAAAAAAAAAAGGGAAAAAGCACCUUAUGGACUCUCAGACUGUGUGAAAUAAGAUUCUGUGGGUGGAUGUAGCCAAGAUUGAACUGUUUGACCUCGGUGGUGAGAUUCAUGUCUGGAAGAAAUCUGCAUUACAACAGUGAGGCAUGGCGGCGGCAGCAUCAUGGCUAAAGUGCAGAGAUGCGUUAUGUAAAAUAAGGAGAGUAUGUCAUGCUUUUAAAUGAAGAUUGUGUGGCUUAAUUUAAGUGAAUGUGCUCUGCAACUUUGUCUUUAUUUGUGGUAUUUUGUACAAGGGAUGUGUUUGUUAAUAAUUUUCUUCUGAGUUACCUCGAAUUAACCGGAUAAAGCUGCUCUUUUCAUCUCAUCUCAACAUUUUAUGUCCUCUAAAUGAUGGAUUGGAUCGAGUUAUUUUAAGACAUCUUAUCAGGGAAACUGCAAUGGCAGCUAAUUUUUCUUAUUUUAAGUACAGGGGGUCCUCUACAAAUGUCGGAGCUCCGUUCCUGUGCAUCAAAGUACGUCGAUUUUCACCAAAACUCCGGCAAAAAUGUAACCAAAGCCGUUCCGUGCAUCACGUUAUGAUCAGUUCUUCAUAAAGUCAUGAAUACCAACGACUUUCAUGCAUGUAUGAAUCAUUUUACUAGAAGAUAACAGAAUAUUGUAACAGACUGAUGUUGUUGUUGAUGUUGAGGUUUCAGUGUUUAUUGUUCAGUUCCACAUUUACCUGAUGUCAGUGAACGUGCCACGUUUAGUUAGCUCACCUCUGAUUGGCUGAGAGUCAGCAGUAGAGAGAGCUGGGAGGCGGCUAAUUCUGGAGCUAAGUUCUGGGGUUUUUCUAGUUAUUCUGGAGCUAAGUUAUGGGGUUUUUCUAGUUCUUCUGGAGCUAAGUUAUGGGGUUUUUCUAGUUAUUCUGGAGCUAAGUUAUGGGGUUUUUCUAGUUCUUCUGGAGCUAAGUUCUGGGGGUUUUCUAGUUCUUCUGGAGCUAAGUUAUGGGGUUUUUCUAGUUAUUCUGGAGCUAAGUUAUGGGGUUUUUCUAGUUCUUCUGGAGCUAAGUUCUGGGGGUUUUCUAGUUCUUCUGGAGCUAAGUUCUGGGGGUUUUCUAGUUCUUCUGGAGCUAAGUUCUGGGGGUUUUCUAGUUCUUCUGGAGCUAAGUUAUGGGGUUUUCUAGUUCUUCUGGAGCUAAGUUAUGGGGUUUUUCUAGUUAUUCUGGAGCUAAGUUAUGGGGUUUUUCUAGUUCUUCUGGAGCUAAGUUAUGGGGUUUUUCUAGUUCUUCUGGAGCUAAGUUAUGGGGUUUUUCUAGUUCUUCUGGAGCUAAGUUAUGGGGUUUUUCUAGUUCUUCUGGAGCUAAGUUAUGGGGUUUUUCUAGUUCUUCUGGAGCUAAGUUCUGGGGGUUUUCUAGUUCUUCUGGAGCUAAGUUCUGGGGGUUUUCUAGUUCUUCUGGAGCUAAGUUAUGGGGUUUUUCUAGUUAUUCUGGCGUUGGCUAUAGUCCACAGUAUCCUGUGUGAAGGUUCAAUAAACCAGCAGAGAACCAGAUAAAGUCUCACUCAUUCAUCACAGAGGGUCGCUACAAUAUGUUGACCUGUUUUUACAACUUGACCCAUGUUCGUUGGUGUAAUUUCACGUCCAUAGAGACAGUUUUCCUUUUCUUCCAAGCAUCAGGAGAAUCUGACUGACUGAGAGCCAUAAUGAAGGUAAAAAGUGAGUGAAUGUAGCACAAUCCAAGGUGGAGUACAACCGGAGAAUGGAAACAAAGCCGUCUGACAGCGCAACAUGACGACGUAUUCAUCCGCUCUGCUCACCAACUAGUUCCACAUAACCAGUUCUGAUGCAACAACGAGGCCAUAGGUCGAGGACGUCGUAAACCGAGGACCUCCUGGACCAAAUCCUUACAUCCCAAAAGUUUGGCCUUGCAACCUGACAGGGCAUUUUUGCAGUUUAUUCUCAAGGAAAGCCUGCCCUGAAGUGCUGAGGACUGAAGGUUCACCUUCCAACAGGACAAUGACACUAAGCUCACAGCCAGGACAACACUCUGGUGUCUCAGGGAUAACUCUGAUGUCCUCAAGUAGCCCAGCCAGAGCCCUGACCUGAACUCAAUCGAUCCUCAUCUCCAGAGAGACCUAGAAAUGGCCUUCCACCCUGUCAGCCUCUGCCUGACAGAGCUUGAGAGGAUCUGCACAGAAGACUGGUAGGAAAUCCCUAAAUCCAGGUGUGCAAAGCCUGUCGCGUCGUGUCCAGGGAAGACUUGAGGCUGGAUUCACUGCCGAAGGUGCUUCAGCUAAGUGGUGAGUAAAGGCUCUGAAUACAUAAAGGAUGUCCAUGAGAUGUUGCAGUUUUUCAAUUUUAUAUGGUUUCAAAAAAAUAUUGUUUUAGCCGGCAGCAGUGAGGGUCUGAAUAUUUUCUGAAUGUGUUUAGAAUUUCUAUUUAAAGCCCUAUGACGCUUUUCUGACAUGUUUAAUGCUUAGGAUGAGGGCUCCCAAAUCACACCGAUAGAAAUCCGAUACUAGAGCAUCUUUGUAGACACAUGAACAUUACCUCUCAUUGUGCUAGCUCAUCCUGAAGCCUAUCUAUCUAUUACCCCUCUGUACUGUACAUCUAUAUGUGAUUCCACUCUAUUUCUAUGCGUAAAUUGCUCCAUACGUAGUCCCACUCCCAUUCCCCUCUUGCCCUUCCUCCUAUCCUUCCUUCCUGUCCCCUCUUGUUCCCACUCCCCAUUUUCUCCCCUUCCCCUGCUCCUCCUGUCAUCCAUCCUGUCUGAAUAAUGCAGUGGCCGUGCAGCUGCAGCGCCAUUGUCCCCGCUUCAAUGUUAAUGCUGUGUCCUUGUCACAAUUAUUGGGUCACUAUCAUCCAUCAGAGCUAAUCAUUGUCAUACAGAUAGGGACAAACAAAACACAUUACGGAGAACAAAGGCACACACAUGUCGAGAACAAAGGCGCACAUGGAGCAAAGAGCCGUGUUGUGGAUAGCGAGGCUCGCGUUAAAUUAAAUGAUGCACUUUGAAAAGGCAAACACAACAGGCGCUUUAUUUUGGUUCUGAAACAGAUGCCACAUGCAAAAUGUAUCGAUAGAAAGUGAAAAUUAAUAUGUUUGCACGUCUGUUAGAAGAUUGUUGUUAGCUUAACUGUGGGAAACAAUGUAGUGGAAAUCAUCCUAGUAGUGUGUUCUUUUUUGGUUCCAUUGGUGCCCACUAAUGCAUAAAUUUAACCCCAAAUCACAGUUCAUGUUAGUUACCAAACAUCACCAGUGAAAGGAUAUUUAGACUUUAGAUUCAAAGGCAAAUGUUCACUCUUGUGACUGUAUAGUGUCAAACAAUGCAGAUAUUUACAUUUUAUUUUCUGAAGUUUUGAACCCCUGAACCCUAAAAUUCACGAGCAACUUUGACAGACGUGUCACCUUUAAAAAAAAUGCCCAAAUUACACUAUUCAGAGCCAGACGCUGUAAACAGAAAGAAAAAAAACACCCAAAAAGAAUAAUUUGAUCUAUGACAUGAGGUUCCGUCAAGAAAAUGUAAUUGUGACAUUUAUAAAUGUGUCAUAUUAUUCUAACAUGCUGCAUUUAAAAAUAUGCCAAAAAUAAACUGUUUACUGUCACCACAUUCUGUAAAAAAAAAACCAAACAUUUCCGCACUUCUGUUCACAACUGUUAAGUCACUAUUGAUUCAUUUUCAACUAGCAGUCAUGUGACCAUUAUUUAGGGAUUUUUUAGCUGAACUGGCCUGAACUGCAGGCAGUGUAAACAGAGCAGAUAAUAGUGUAUGUACUGAAACAGCUAUACCAUGUAGAGUCACUGGUUUUUCUUCCAGUAUUGGUAUUACCUCUGGGCACUUGGAAAAAUGUUGUGCAUAUUGAUAUUUUAUUUUUCAUUUUGAGAAAAUGGGGUGAUGCUGUUUACAUAGAACUGCAGCGGAAAAUGAUCCCACAGUGAGUAAAAAUGUGUGUUUGGAUAUUUAUCACUGAGUAAAAAUGUGUGUUUAGAUAUUUAUCACUGAGCUUCUGCUUCUACUGGAACACGGUGGGCGACAUUUUAAUUUUCUAUUUAAACCAUUUUAUUAAAAUAGCGUUUUUAAAAACAGGUGAAUGUCUCAAGACGCUGUAAGAAAUGACUUACUGUAUAGUUCACUGUAUUUACCGCCUCCACUGUUGUAUCUGAAUCCUUAGUGUGCAGAUGGAUUCACUGUAGUUGUGCCGACGCCAAGUCUCACUGCUAACAGUCUCACAAAGCCAAAUGUUGCAUUUUAGAAAUGAGCCGAUUAAUGCUGUGCAGCUCUACAUCUGCAAGAAUGAGGAGAAAAUGAUUUCAAACAGCCUGAAAAUAACUGCAAAAGUGGAUACCUCUGUGAAUAAGUUAGGAUAUCUUUCUGUAAUAUGCAGAAGGACAUUUUCCUUAUUUUAAAAAGGUUCAAUUCAAUUUAUUUAGAUAGCGAAGAUUCACAACAUAUGUCAUAGUGAGGUACAGACCUUACGAGUUACAGAGAACAGAAACCAAACAAUCCAAAACGCCUUUGGAUUCCAUACGAGUGACGAUGGGAAGGAAGGAAUAAAACACCCUAGAAUAGCAAGAGGAAAAAACGUCAGACAGAAGCAGGCUCAGGGAAGGCGGUCGUCUGCCUCCACCGGUUAGUUACGGGUAAGGAUGAGGAGGAUGGGAAUGGUUAGUCUCUUAAAUGAAACUGAUCCUAUCUAGUCCUCCUUAACUAUUACAUCACAGAUCAUCCCUUCUGGAAUCUUUGUGAAUAAUCGAUAAAUAGCCUUUGGCUCCAACAACAAUCGCUGACAAUAAACUUUAUUCCCAUUAGAGGAGCUGGUGUGGUUUAUUUUAUGUUGUGUGCACUGAAACGCAUUUUGUUGUUAAAUCAUUUGAAGCUGUACUUCUCUCUUUCUGCCUUGAUCACCUCGUUGUGGUUUGUUUGACAUUUGUGAAUCUGGAGAAUGCAGAAUGCUCAUGAUGGAGUUUUUUGUGAAGGAUUAUUUGUUUGAUUUCUCGGUGAAGGACUCUGUAUAGAUCUGAACAGCUGCUGAAGCUGAGGGGUGGGGGCUGAUAUGGAUUAGGUUAAAUAAGCCCAUUUAAACAUGAAAGGCUGUUGAUAGCUGAUGUGGGAGUAUCGGACGUCUCCUCUUACAGACCCGGGGCUUUCGGCUUUCGGCCUCGCUCGUGUGUGUGAGCAGGAACGAAUCGAUAGCGACGAGAGCAGGCAGGUUUCUAUUGCCUAUUUAAUUAUCCUCCAUCAAACAAACAUGAUAGCACCUAGACAUCACUUAGACGGCAGACUUCACACACUGACAGACAGAUGGGGGGGGAGGAAGUUCACAGGUCACUUUUACUUUUAACACAGAAAAUCAGAAGGUUACCAAAGCAGAAGCACGUGCACAAAAGAGCAAAGGAAGCAAGUUCUUUAAUUAACCUCAAUUCUGACCUUUAAAGAGGAGAGAAAACAGGUGACAAAUGAGGCCAAUUAGCUAAGAAAGAAUGAUUUGAUUUCUCUCAGUUGGCUCGGUAUAAAUGACCACUCUUAAGUCUCUGGUUUUAGAGCUGCACGCUGCCUUUGACCUCGUGCCCUCAGACGCUAUGGAGCUGAUGUCUGUGUCGUUAAAAAGCAUCUGAGCAGUUGUUGUCUGCUGCCACAUUCUGACUGUGAAUAAAUAAUGAAGGCAUUGUGGCUGAAAUAUGUGAAAUGGUGAUUUGUCAACACCAAAACAACGGCGUGAACGUCUGACAGACACCUAUGAGGACGGCGUCUGAGCUGCUGCCGUCUGAUUACUGCCUCCUGUCCUCUCUCUGCUAGGAUUACAUAACAGCUGAUCUGUAGUAAUAAAAUAAAUCUGUGUGUUGCGUGUGUGUGUGUAGUAUGAGCUGGUUGUGUAUCGUCUGACUCGGUGUGACCUAGAAAUGUCCAACAGUCUCUCAAGGCUUCAUUAGGGCAAAACCAGAAGUUCAGAAUCCAUAACCUUCAAAUGAUCACCCUGCUGCCUCCCGACUGUCUGUUUUUUGUCGUACUUUUCUCACUUUGUCUUUUUUUUCUUUACUGUCACAUAAAGUUUUUUUUCUGAUUUAUUUUGUCAUAUUUACAUUCCUCGCCUCCUCCUCCUCUCUUUGUCUGUUUUGUUUAUAGACAGUAUUUUUCCCCACUCAGACUUCUUUUAAAAUGUAUUCUCACUGCUCUUCAGCUCAGAAACCCACUGGUCUUAUGAAUUAUUUAAGAGUUGUAUAGAUUCAUGUGAUUCUCAGUGAUAAUUAUUCAAACUGUCAUGUGUUUGCAUCAUUUGGUAAUCUUGCGGUAUAUCUUUUGACACCUGUUGCACAUCGCUGUUAUAAAAUCUCUCUCCAGUUCUUGAUUUAACCCCUAAAACCUCAGAUUUUUGCGUGAAAAUAAGCCUUUCCUACUUUAGAAUGCCAGACCCCCACCAGGGGUUCUGGCACUGGAUGCCCGGGUAGAUGGAACUCGUUAGCUCAGGCAGGCAAUUCAUCAAGGAGAGGGACAACUUCGAAUAAGAAACCCGGUCCUUCCGGGAAGGUUGGGCGUGGGGUCAGCACCCUCACCCCGGAAAAAACUUUUUGCUACAGAAGCAUUCACAUUUUAGAAUGGCUAAGAUGUAGCUGUUUCCUUUCAAAUGUGAAGAUCUCUGAAGUCCAUGCCUGUUUAUGCAGCUCAAGCACACCAGCUCACCUGCAGUUCUGCUCAAACACCGCUUAACUAUCAACAAUGGCAAUCUACUCAUGCAUGUUUGAACUGAUUGUAAACCACCUACAGCCAUGGCCAUAAGUUUGGACACAGCAUGACUUACUAUGUCUGUUUUGACGUCUAUUACAGAACAUAACUAAUAUUUUUUGACAGCACCAGUUUAAUUAGUCAACAAAUCAACAAGGGAUAUAAUAUUAUCAAUACAUUCCAACAAUUGGAACAACUUUGUUCCCAAAACAUAAUAUUAGAAGAAAAUAACAAAAAAAUGCAGUACUUUCACAAUCGAAUUUGGUAAGAAUAACAAAAUGACACCAAACUCUUUUGAUGUUUUUUUAAAAUAUGAAACUUAAUAUAGUUCUCAGGAGUUGUGUACUGUAUUGUAAGUGACAAUUUUGUGGUAUUUUCUAAGAUUCACAAGCGUCAUGGUACUUGUGUCCAAACUUAUGGCCAUGGCUGUAGCUCUAAAUUAACCAACCAUCUGAUGAAAUUAGCUUUAUUUAAUAAAUUGGUGCCUUUGUUCUUAACCCACAUGGGAAAACGUUUUAAUCUGACCUCGGGUUUUAACAUGUAAACGUGGGCUUCAGCUGCUAGCUAAUUAGCCUGCCAUGCUAGCUCGUUAUGAAAACCCUCGACAACAACAUUCCUUUCCGGAUUAGUUAGCAACUUUUCUAUGAACCAAUUUAACUGGAGAAGAAAAUGACACAGAAAACACCUCCGAGUUAAUAAGAGUAGUUCCUAAAGUUUAUGAAACACUUGAAGUCUGAAUUCAUGCCAUCAGUUCCAUGAAGUUCCAAGGUAGAAACACUUUAUUUUUAUAGUAUUGGCUGCUUAUUUCACUCAUGAUGUGUCUUUCUGCUAAUAAACAGCACUAUAUUGACACAUUGAUGAGAUUCUGGGAGCUGAUGUACAUGAAGACAUCAUCUCUGUCCAAAAUAACCCAACAGAAAAGCUGCUUAUGUUCCAAAAUACCAUCGCAUAUGAGCUGACCCGGGGUCAGUUAGUGGUGAAAUUCAGAGCCUCCGUGUUGCAACUAGAACAAAACAUUGCACCAGAGUUGCUGAAGUUUCUGAAAAUUGAAGCACAGCAGGAGGUUUCUCUAAAGGUGCACAGAGAGGUCAGAAAUCCUGACAGCACUCCAUUCCGAGUUUCAUCUUCCUGUAAUAGAGCCGUCAUCAUUAUCCACCCAGGAAUCUGAAAGGAGACGAGUUUAAACUGAUGAAUGUUUUAUCAGGUGUCUUUAGCUUCCACUACAAAAUUCCAUGUGAAGUUUCUUUCAGUCGACUCUUUUCCCUGUGUUCUAUUCAUGCAUUUGUCACUUUUUAAUCACAGCACAAGCAGAUAUUUUCUUCGUCUGUGUUUCAGCCGGUAGAGCUUCCUAAACCUAUCUACGCGUUCAAAGUGCACCAGUGAUCUAACAUUGUCUCUGCUAGAAAACGAACGGGACUUUCACCGCCGGAGCUGUACAGUAGAAGCCUGAAAUACCUCCUCCUGCUCUGCAACUCUGUAACAGCGAUAAGAGAAGCGCUGUAGGAUGAGUUAUCGGCUCCGGGUCUUACAUGCAGGACCACUGCAGCAUUUCACCACGUCCCAUUUCUUUCUUUUUCGUCCUUUGCCGAGUCCCGCCUCAUAACCUCUCCUCCUCUCCUCCCACUCCUCUGGUGUUCUCUCAUCUCUCUCUCCCCCCUGCUGCAUCCUCUCCCCCAUCUCUACCUCUCCUCCCCUCCUCCCCACAUGUCUGUCUGUUCGAAACUGGAGCAACGUCUUAAUCGAGGCUGCGGGACGUGACGGGAAUUUCUAAGCGAGCCCGGCUCUGCAGUACAGACGCAAACACACACACACACACACACACACACACACACACACACACACACACACACACACACAUUCUGCUUGGCAGCCAAUUAACAACCUGCGAUCCAGCGCCAAAGGAAUAACUGCAUGUUGAUGAGCUGUGUGUGUGUGUGUGUGUGUGUGUGUGUGUGUGUUUGUGAUGAGCUGGUGGCCGUCAGAACCACUUACACAGAUAGAAGGAUAUCUCUUUUAUGUGUUCAAGGGAAAGAGGGGGAUUAUGGUGCAUUAAAAACCAUCUCCGUGAGGGACAAACUAAGACAGGAACAAGGAAGUGUGAAUUUGCGCCUGAGAUUCUCUUUUUCUGUGUGUCUUUGAUGCACUUUCAGGAUGUGUGUGUGUGUGUGUGUGUGUGUGUGUGUGUGUGUGUGUGUGUGUGUGUGUGUGUUGUGAGAACAAUGCAGAUGAUUUACUUGGAGCUGAGCCUCGCUUUCUCCUCCUCAUCCUCCUCCUCAUCCCUCCUCUAUUUUUGUUACCUUUCGUUCCUCUCCUCCUCCUCCUCACUUCUAUCCUGCCUCCACUUUGGGGGGUUCAUCCAAAGGUGAACGCCUGACAAAAAAAAGUAUCUUUCCUCCCUCAAAAAACUCAUAUAUUCUCUUUAUGUGUCAAAAAUAUUGACACCAGCCUUGACACAAGAUCCCCGAGCAGCAAAGCGCUGUGUUUGCCAGUCCAGGUUUCAUCAUCCGUCCUUGUUUUCUGGAGAGAUGGAAUAUGUUGUAAAGAAGGCUGCGGGUUUCAAACUUGGCUCCUCGCUGAUGUUGCCCUACUUCUCUGCACAGUCCUCCACAUCAGUCUUUGUUGUGUACUAUCUGGAUGAAUAAGUAAAAUACGGGCAGAUGUGAGGUUUAAACGAGUCAACGGAAUAUUAUCCACAGCUGCAGUACAUCAUUACUUCAGGAUACUAGAAGGACAGCAAAGAAUUCAUUCAGAAAAAUUCAUAUUUGCACAGUCUGUGAAUUUACAUUUAAAAAUUUAUUAUCACUAUACUAACAGGUAAAAAGUGACUUUUAUAUCAAUGCCUCCAGGUGAGAUAAUUCAUUUUAAUGAUCUUCUUCACAGGACUUUUGUUAUGUUGCCUGUGUUGUUCAUUUUUAAUCAUAAGAAAAUCAAACCUGUAUGGAUCACAAUGUAUGUAGUGAAAUAAAAAAAAAAACCUAAUCAAAUUAAAAGUCAAAGUAACCAUGAAUGCAAGGCUUUUUUUAAAAGUAUAUUUCUUUCUUGUGUCUGUUUCUUUGAAAUGAGGACGACAACUAGUGGCAAAGUGCUAAAAUAGAAGAAAAGUUUUGAGCUGUAGAGGCUAGAUUUACUCAUAAAGCUCAUGCUGCCAUCUAGUGGACAAAUCUGUAAAUUACAGCGUUAGAAUCAACAAUUCAAUGUGUAGAAAAUUAUCAACACGGACAAGGGUCACGCUGAGAUGUAAAAACAAACAUGAUGUUUCAUCCUAAAACAUUCACUUUUCCAUUCUAUAUGUGCAGCUGUAACAAGGCAGAAAAUGAAUUCUGCUUCCUUGAUUGCUCAAAGCGCCUCUUUCCUCAGAAAUGUGUUUUAGAUGAAGUUAAUAAUCCUGCAUGUUUAAUCUCUUUUUUAAUGAUGCAAUGUUCAGAAUUUGACGGCAUGGAUGCCAAGUUCUCAUUUCUACUCGGAUGCUGAGGCAUGAACUAGUUUUUUGAUGAUACAGAAAAAGCAUUAAUAGAUGUUGGACCAGCAGCUAAUUUAUACCUAAAGUACACUGUCUGCAUCACACACAUGUUAAGAUCUGACUGUCAGUGAUGUAGGUGACAAAAGUCACAUGUUUUAAAUGACUAAUUAUUAUAUAUUUCUGUUUUCUGGAUCUGUUUGUGAAGGAGAAGGAAUAGACGGCAAAUAAACUUUAUAUGAAAGAACAACAUUAGCUGUGAUCUUAUCAUUCUUUGACACGUGAGUGACACGACUUGUUUAUUAUGAUAGAAUUUUUGUUUUCUUUGAUGUUUCGUAUUUGCACCUUCAGAAAUAUAUUAUGUGUCACUGAGUGAAGCCAAAAUAUAUUGUGCAAAUUGAUUCUAGCCUGCAGGGUAGAUGGAGUGACGUCAUCUUUCCUGAGUAACAGCUCCACCCAGUGGAGAUGUGUGGAAAUGACCAGAAACUUCCUGAACACUCUGGACCUCCUCCAGUUAGAAUAUAAAAGCUGGACAGUCCCACUGCUGAGACACAAACAAACACAACCAACACAGAAGAGAACACUUGGACAGAGCUUCAUCUCCAUCCAGAGGACUCCACAGUGAACUCAGAGAAGAUGCUGUGCUCUCAUGGACUCCAGUCUGCCCUCAGUCCAUCCAUGGACUUCUACUGGCCUGUACCCAGUCUGUUCUACCAGCAGCAUCUCCUCCACACAAACCUGCAGGAUCUGCUCAGCAAUCUGGAGCUGAUGGACAAACUUCAAGACAACCUCCUGGAGGAGACGGAGCCUUUCCUGUGCGGUGUGGCCGUGCGACCAGCGUCCCACCAGCUGGACCAACAGGGAGAGCGCUUUGCUGUGACUCUGGACACUCCAGGCUUUUCCCCAGAGGAGCUGUCUGUCAGACAGGUGGGCAGGAAGCUGAGGCUCAGCGGGAAGAAGGAGAAGAAGCAGGAGGACAGGAACGGCUGCUACUCUUACACACUCCAGGAGUUCACGCAGGAGCUGGAUGUUCCUGAAGGGCUGAACCCUGAAGCCGUCCGCUGCUGCCUGUCUCCAGACGGGAAGCUCCACAUCCAGGCAGCCAAAGAUCCAUGUGCUGAGGAGGCUGAGAGAGAGCUGACUAUCAAGAGGAGCCUGGAGGAGAAAACACAGCAGAGUGUGUGUUCACAGGAAGAAGACAAAGAGACACACAACAGCACACAGGACAAAGCUGCAGACAUGGACUGAUCCAGACUCAAUAAGAAGUGUUUCAUGUUGAUGAAUGAUGAGCAGAUGUGCUUUGGGAUAUUUGUAUGUGAACCUGAACAUGCUAAAUAAAUGUAUUAGUGUCUACUUUA
Messenger RNA from Acanthochromis polyacanthus (spiny chromis), 12094 nucleotides. Its product is annotated as heat shock protein 30-like. Gene Ontology annotation, molecular function: protein folding chaperone. Bases 11373 to 11984 code for a protein of 203 amino acids. Gene Ontology annotation, biological process: response to heat; protein refolding. Lineage: Eukaryota; Metazoa; Chordata; Actinopteri; Pomacentridae. The transcript has a single exon. The record is from RefSeq and is a predicted model, not a curated record.